AUGGUGGACAUAUUUGGAAGUCUGGUGUUCCUUGUGGGAAAUUUAGGAAAUGGAUUCCUAGCCUUGGUGAAUGGUGUGGAUUGCGUCAGGAGGAGAAAGAUCUCUUUCACUGAUCUCAUUCUCCCUACCCUGGGAAUCUGUAGACCAACUUCUCCAACUCCUUUUUCCUUUCUAAAGUGGAGAGUUCGAAGAGUGAUUUCCUUGAUGAUUCUGGGCUCUCUCGUCAUCUUGUGCAUCAAUGGUUUUCUGGUGAACACAGCUAUCAACCUCGCCAUAUCCUUAAUAGGCUUUGUCCUGCUUAUCUUCUCUCUGUGGACACAAUGUAAGAAGAUGCAGUACUGUGGCCAGGGUCUCCGAGAUGCCAGCACCACCGCCCACGUGAGGGUCUUGGACACAGUGAUUGCCUUCCAUUUUCUGUAUAGCAUUUUUUUCGUCUGUCUCAUCCUACGGAUUUGGAGCCAUAAAUUUCUGGAAACGGAUCAUACCAUUUGGCUGUCUGAGGUGGCUGUAAUUGCCUUUCCUUCAUUCCAUUGCUAUGUCUUAAUCUUGGGGAACAGCAAACUGAACUGGGCCUUCUUGGACAUACUUCAGUGGCUUGGGUUCAGGGCCAGAGACCCAGGUACCCCAGGACCACUGAGAUGA
Messenger RNA from Perognathus longimembris pacificus (Pacific pocket mouse), 642 nucleotides. RefSeq names its product taste receptor type 2 member 14-like. Gene Ontology annotation, biological process: sensory perception of taste; detection of chemical stimulus involved in sensory perception of bitter taste; G protein-coupled receptor signaling pathway. Gene Ontology annotation, molecular function: bitter taste receptor activity; G protein-coupled receptor activity. NCBI's taxonomy places the organism in Eukaryota, Metazoa, Chordata, Mammalia, Rodentia, Heteromyidae. Gene Ontology annotation, cellular component: membrane. The transcript has 4 exons. The record is from RefSeq and is a predicted model, not a curated record. Bases 1 to 642 code for a protein of 213 amino acids.